AUGGCAUCUGGAAAGAUAUCCUCUGCUGCGACUGAGACAGUUCAAUCAAGUACCUACAACGGUGGAUACUUGAAGACCAGUCACGGAAUCAAAUAUGACUAUGAUGAUACCACCGUUGGUGGUGUCACCGAUAUACUCGCCAAGCAGGCCGAUAGGAAGGAGAAGUUCGGCGAUUGGAGAAACGACUUCUUUAAGAAAGGAUACAUAGUCGUGAAAUGGGAGAUCCCCCGCGAACGUGCCGUGCAGUACCGUGAGCGUGCUAUGGAUUGGUUCCAGAAGUUCGACUUUGGAUUCGAUAUCAACGACAAGAGCAAAUGGACAGAGGAUCAUCUUCCUGUUACAAUGAAUGCUGGUAUGAUCAUGGGUUAUUGCGUCACGCAUGAGAAAUGGGUUUGGGAGGCUCGUUGUGAGCCCGGAGUAAUUGAACCCUUCGCCCAGUUGUGGGGAACAGAUGAACUUCUGGUCUCCUUCGAUGCCUUGAAAAUUACCCUCCCCGGUCGGAAAGAUACCAAGUGGACUCCCUGGCCUCAUGUGGACCGGGCCCCUACUCCCAAGGGACUGGCCUGUGCCCAGGAUAUCAUCAACCUUUCCGAGGCUGGACCCCUAGAUGGCGGUUUGCAGUUGCUUCAGGGAAGCUCAGAGCUCUUUGAACAAUUUUUCAAAGAGCACCCUCCGAAGCCCAAGGCGGAUGAUGCGCCGGGGCAGUUUGAUUGGUAUAGGUUCACCUUGGAGGAUGUGAAGUGGUUUGAAGACCAUGGAUGCAAUUUGAUCAAGGUCGACGCUGAGCCUGGGGAUGUCAUUAUCUGGGACUCUCGUACAGUUCACUAUGCCUCCCUGCCUCAGAAAGAUCUCAAGCUGAAGGGUGAGAUAUUCCAACGCUUCGAAGGGACAACUCACUGGCCUCCCUGCAAUAUUUUUGCUCAAGGAAAGGCCAUGCGUGGGGAUAAGAUUUGCCCGGGAGAGCGCUCGGAGCCCCUAGAGAAACCUGAGUUGACAGACCAGGUAUUGAAGCUCGCUGGGGUGAAGCCUUACUAA
Molecule: messenger RNA, 1035 nt
Organism: Penicillium malachiteum
Lineage: Eukaryota; Fungi; Ascomycota; Eurotiomycetes; Eurotiales; Aspergillaceae
Exons: 3
Coding region: 1-1035 (344 amino acids)
Source: RefSeq, a predicted model, not a curated record